Molecule: messenger RNA, 1197 nt
Organism: Phaeodactylum tricornutum CCAP 1055/1
Lineage: Eukaryota; Bacillariophyta; Bacillariophyceae; Surirellales; Neidiaceae
Exons: 3
Coding region: 1-1197 (398 amino acids)
Biological process (GO): protein refolding
Cellular component (GO): cytoplasm; cytosol
Molecular function (GO): Hsp70 protein binding
Source: RefSeq, a predicted model, not a curated record
AUGCCCGGAGGUCGAGGCGGUGGUGCUCCCGCGGAUACGACCAAACUCUACGAAACCCUUGGAGUGCCCAAAACCGCGACGGCACAAGAAAUCAAAAAGGCCUACCGGAAACUCGCCGUCAAGCAUCAUCCGGACAAGGGCGGUGACGAGCACAAGUUCAAGGAGAUUUCAGCCGCCUACGAGAUUCUCAGCGACGCGGACAAGCGCGGCAAGUACGACCAGUACGGAUUGGACGGUGUCGACGACGAGUCCGGAGCCGCCGCACGCGGGGAAGACCUCUUCAGCAUGUUCUUUGGAGGCGGCGGACGCGGUGGCGGACGAUCCGGGCCCCGCAAAGGACCCGCCGUCAAUCAUCCCAUCAAGGUCAGUCUGGAAGAUCUAUACAUGGGAAAAACCGUCAAGCUGGCCGUCAACCGCAAAGUCAUUGUCGGGGAAGUCCAGACCUGUGCCAAAUGCAAGGGACAGGGAGCCAUUAUGGAAGUCCGACAAAUUGGACCCGGCAUGAUUACGCAAAUGCAACGCGCUUGUCCCGAUUGCGAAGGACAAGGCACGCAGGCACAGACCAAGACGGAACGGAAGGUCUUGGAAGUCCUCAUUGAAAAAGGCAUGCAGCACAAUCAGAAAAUUACCUUUCGCGGCAUGGCGGACGAAGUCCCCGGCAUGGAACCGGGAGACGUCAACUUUAUUGUGCAAGAAAAGGAACACGACAUGUUCAAACGAAAAGGCGCCGACUUGCUCGCGACCAAGGAAAUUUGUCUCAACCAAGCCCUCUGCGGAUACUCGUGGCACUUUACGCAUUUGGACGGUCGCAAAAUUCUCGUCAAAACCAAACCGGGUCAAAUCAUUGAAUGCGAAACAACGGACGCCGAAUCCGGCCGCACCUUGCCCUACCUGACCAACGUGGUGGGCGAAGGCAUGCCCAGCCACGGUAAUCCCUUCGUGAAGGGCAAUCUCUACAUUGCCUUUCACGUCCAAUUCCCCAAAAGACUCGAACCCGACGUGGUGGCGCAACUCCGCACGCUGUUGCCGGGGGCGAACGUCGACGAAGAUUACGACCCGGAAGAGACGGAAGAACACGCCAUGGAGUUUGCCGACCUACGACACUUUGGCAAGGGCGGAGCGGCGGCCCAAAGCAGCGAAUACGACAGCGACGAAGAAGCCGGUGGUGGACAAGGCGUCCAGUGCCAACAGUCGUAA